AUGUCCCCUCCGCGUAUUUACUCGCUUGGCUGCAGUGGCGGCGCCAUUUUGAAUAUGCACGAGACCUGCACAACUCUUAACCGGAACUUGCCUUCCCCGACUACCUGGACGGUCGACCAAGUCUGCGGUUGGCUUCGAGGCCUUGGCCUAAUGCAAGUCGACGCUGUGUGCCACGCGUUUAGAGAGCAUGAGGUUGAUGGGUUACUGCUCUUGGAUCACAUCAAUAACGAUGUAUUAACUAAAGAACUCUGCCUCACAUCGUGGGGAACGCGAACAAAAAUACUAAAGGCUAUUGAAGGUCUUAAGGCUAGUCUCGAAUUAGCUACAACUUCAUCGGCGGAGGUAAGCGCUGCGUCCUCUUGGCAGUUUGUCCAGGAAAACGAAAUAAGCCGCCUGGUACUCUCUGAUUCGCAGACUGAAGACGAAGCUGCUGAUGAAUUGUCGGAAAGUGAUGAUACCGAGGAAGAAAGCGAAGAUCAAUAUGUUAUCUUAGAUGACAUAGGGGCUGAAGCGGCUGGUUUCCGAGCUGUGAAAUGUGGACAAGAAAUACCAGAAGAUGUUAUUCAGAUUAUCAGGAACAAGCCACGAAAGUGUACGUAUGGGGGCGCUUAUGAUGAAAUGGGUGACGAUGACACACUUUUGCCGUUAUACGGCGAUAGUGAAGAUGAAAACAAAAUGAUGGACUCUGAUUUGGAGAAAGAGGUUGAGAAGGAAGAGCAAACCGAAACUGAGCAGAUAAACAAGAGAUAUUUAGACUGUCAGAAGAGUAUCGAUGGAUAUAUAGAAAGUGUGCGAAAGAAACUAAAAGUUAAACGCGAAGCUCUCAAGCGGGAAAAGCCGGAGAAAUAUGCACAGAAACAGUGGAACUUGUGGCGUAAAUGGAGAAAUCGACAAGAAGAAUUAAAGACCGAAAUGGAACAUUUAAAUCAAAAAAGAAUCCCUGAUCUAAUUGAUGAGCUUCAGAAAAAUUUUGCUAGAAAUUCUAAAGACUUUCUCAGACAAUGUGGCAUCUUGGACGUAAGUUUAAAAAGAAUCUUUGAAAUUGAAUGGACACUUAGUGUGCUCUCAGGUGAACAGCCCCGCAAACCAGCAUCUAAAACUAGAGAUAAAUCUGGCGUUUCUGGACAGUCUGCAACAAAAACGGCUCUGACUAGUGAGUCUUACGAAGAAGAUAGCGAAAUAUCUGAAGAUGACGAAGAUUCUGAAAAUUCCAAAGAUUCCUUGAGUGACUUUAUUGACGAAUCAGAUCUUCCUAUAAAUGAUGAGAGGUUAGCUGAAUUACGGCGUGAUGCAGGAUUGCCAGUUAUCCAGAAUAACAUAGUUGAAAACAACAAUAAUAAUAGUAACGAUGAUGAGGAUGUCACGAACAAUGAAGAUGUUGAAAGUAAUAACAGCAAUGGACACAACAAAAAAUCCAAAGACAAUGUAAAUAAAGGUUAUGAAGUAGGUAGAAAAAAUUUUAUAAAUAACAAUGGUGAAACCAAUACAGAAAGCGAUAAUAAUUCAAACCAUAACGAAGAUAGCGAUAUUGUUAUCGAGGAAAUUGAAGAACGAACAUCAGCGCCCAUCGUUGAUAUUUCCUGCAUAACUCCUGGAGCGAUCGAUGCUGAUUGUUCGACUAUGGAUUUGGUUCUUUCACCACCUGUGACAGAAAAUUCUGUUGAUACAAUCUCUCCUGAAAGUGAACCAGAAGAUACUAAUUUAAUGGAGACAGAUGCGCCAAAUACACUGGCUGAUACUUCCCUUUUGGAAAACGUCACCCCAAACAAGAAAUCAAUUUUUUAUGAAGUUUUUAGUCCCUCAACAACCCCACUUAGCUUACGUGAACAGCUUAUGGAUGAAUCCACGAUCCAAAGUGAUGACGCGGGAAGUUCAUAUCAUCAACCACUUUGUAAUGACAAUACCAGAUCCUCACUUGGCCAACCGCUUGCGAGAAAGUCUUCAUCACAAUCAAAAAAUACUGUUGGGUUUGGAACAGCUUCUAAACCCAUAGAUCUUGAUGCUGAAGUAAUCUUGAUAAUGAGUGAUAGUGAGGAUGAGGGUUUCUCUUCAAGGCUAGAACACAAUUACGACGCUGCUUCAGAAACGGAAAUGUCAAACGACGACAUAGGCGAAAUGGCUUACGUAUCCGAUCACGACUCUGAAUUCGAAAAUGACUAUCUCGAAGACCUGGGUCCUGAGAUGCGACGUCUGAUAGACGAGGAAUUUAUUAGAUCGACUGCAGCGCCCGCACUUUUUUACAAAAUUAAGAAGAUGGUAGAUUCCGUAAUUUGUUAUAAUGAACCGAACGCGACAUUAGCGGAAUAUGUCAUCUUGACACAUAUAUGGAACGACUUCAAGGAGUUUGAAUAUAAAGAAUUCGAUACCGCUGAUCAUAGCCAGGCUAUUAAUAGGAAUUCGUCGAAUAAUGAACCAGUCGAACUCUUUGAAGAAGGAUGUUUCGCUCAGUACUGGAGAAAGCGUAAAGCGGCUGCUCAGAAAAAUAUUCCAAACUUGUUGAGUGUCGCUGCAAGAACUGAUGACAGUUCGAUACCGAACAAGAAACGCCGCCUUGAACCCGAAGCUUCCACCCACAGUUCAAUAGCAGAAGACCUUGACAUCCGUCAUCCUGAAAUUUUGGCAGAGAUCGCCAAUCAAACACGAAAAGGGAAAAAUACCACUGUUCGACCCGAAUCUGUUAGGACAAUUACAAUGAGAACUCAACGACGUGCCAGAGAAGCUGCAUAUCGUUUGAGAUAUGAUCAACAGUCAGCUAUUGAUAGCAUGGGAAGGGCGGCCAUCAACAGAGGCCACGAAGCAGAAGAAGAAGAUAUAUAUAUCCCGUUAGAGUUAUCUUCGGAGUUAAAACAACAUCAGAUUGAGGGCACGCAGUUUCUGUGGAAAAAUAUCGUUAUGUUUGAAACUGGUUGUACUCUAGCCCACGCAAUGGGCCUUGGGAAAACUGUACAAGUGAUUACAUUUUUGUAUACGCUCUGGAGAGAGAUGAAGGCGAAGAAUGAAGCGAUUCCUCAGGAUUUGAUGGAUCAUGGGUUUCGUGUUUUGAUAUUAUGUCCAAGCACAGUGAUUGACAAUUGGAUGGUAGAGUUUAACAAAUGGUUACGCAGAAUGGAAAAUGGCAAGGAGUUCUGCGCUCAUGUUGGAAAAUUUGAUACUUCUAUGAAAGAGGAUGAGCGUUUAAGAACGUUAAAGAACUGGCACCGACAGGAGAGGGGCGGUGUUAUCAUCACGAACUACGAGAUGAUUAGUCGUAGCUGUUUUAGAGAAGAUCAAAGGCGUAUCAAUCAAUAUCGAAAAUACUUGAUUGACCCUGGUCCUUCCUUGAUUAUAGCCGACGAAGGGCAUAAAUUUAAAAACGCUAUUGAUGGAAGCCUUACGCGACUUGAGAACGAGGAACAGAAUUUGUUUAACUGGGUCUCCUCUACAAAACUCAUUAAAGGAAUAUUAUUCAACGGUGAUCGUGAAGAAUUUGAGAAAUUAUAUAUCAACCCGAUAGAGUCGGGAAUAGCUCCAAAUGCACUUCCGGCUAGCCAUAAGAGUGCAACUAUCAUGCUUUAUGUCUUAAAAAAAAUCAUCAACGAUAUUGUUCUUAGGAAAGAUGAGAGCUUGCUUGCCGGCGAACUACCAGAAAAGCAAGACUAUGUUAUAUUCUGCAGAUAUACCGAAGAUCAGCGCAAACUAUACAAGUAUUUUCUCGAAUGCGUUAAGUAUCCAGCGAGGAUCUUUGAAAUUGGAAAUUUCUUAAGCCUUUUAUUAAACCAUCCGGCAAUGUUCUUUCUUAGCAUUACUAAUACGAAGCGAUCCAGAUCAAAAAAUGCACGAUACAUAACAACUAAUACACCUGAAGACGAAGAUAGAUACACAUCGGUGGUCGCGGAGAAAAUUCGUGAUUAUCAGAAAACCUACAUAACUGGUAUUACGUUUAUAGCAUAUAUUUUAUUGAUAUUCUGCUAUCCUAGGACAAUCAAUUCUGAGGCAGGAAUCUUCAUUGUAGAUAUUGAGGAUAUCAAACUGAGCAACAAAAUGCUGGUACUCAUGGAAAUUCUGAAACAAUGUAGAAUUGAGAAUGACAAGGUCCUUGUUUUCUCAAAAAGUCUGCCGACGCUGGACUAUGUCGAGAAGCAGUUCAGAAAAUGGCAAGAAACCGACGACUCUGUAACGCAGCAUCCAGCAUCUCGAACGAGAAUAAUCCGAAUAGAUGGAGAAGUUGACAAAAGCCAAAGACAUCACAUGAUAGAUAGCUUCAACGAACGGCCUGACUGGGUUGUUGCAUUAAUCUCAAUCAAGACAGCGUCUCUUGGAGUCAAUCUGUUUGGAGCCAACCGUGUUGUCUUGUUUGAUUGCGACUGGAAUCCAACACACGCACAACAAGCUGUUGGACGCGCAUAUCGAAUCGGUCAGACGAAAAAAGUAUACGUGUAUCGUCUGAUGGUACAUGAUUCGUUUGAAGAGCGUCUCUUUAACAAUAACGUUCAAAAAGUUGGAUUAUCGAACCGUGUCAUUGAUAAUACUGCAACACAAGCUGACGAGGAUGUAGGUAACCUGGCAUACUUAGAUAUACCGAAGGAUCCUGGAAUUUGUCGAAUCCCACCUGAAGCCACUUAUGACGAUAAUGUUCUCAAUGUUAUUUCUCGGAGAUUGCGUGACGGCCUUAUUACAAUUGAGAAGCACGAAACUUAUUAUCGAAGCGUAGAUGAAAACCUUGAUGAGAGUGAACAAAAAUAUGCUGAAGAUUGUGUGGAAGCCGAGAUUAAACGAUUGACGCAAUCACGUGGAUUGCAAAUAGCGCGAUAA
This is a messenger RNA of Paraglomus brasilianum, 4791 nucleotides long. The record is from the annotation of a GenBank genome assembly. Lineage: Eukaryota; Fungi; Glomeromycota; Glomeromycetes; Paraglomerales; Paraglomeraceae.